ACAAUGUGGAGAGUUUCGGAUGCUUGGGUCACUUUGGUGACCGUUUCCUUACUGGCUGAAAGGGUGUUUGGCGGUUACGGGAUGAGCAUGUUCGCAGCCCAGACAUCUCCGCCAGACCCGUGCUAUGACGAGAACGGUAACCCGAGGAGGUGCAUCCCCGAUUUCGUGAACUCCGCUUUCGGAAAGGAAGUGCGCGUGACAAGCACCUGUGGAAGCCCCGCCGGGAGGUAUUGCGUGGUAACCGAAAAGGGCGACGAGAGGAACAGGAACUGCCACACGUGCGACGCCGGAGACCCAAAGAAGUCUCACCCACCGGCGUAUCUGACAGAUCUCAACAACCCGCAUAACCUCACUUGCUGGCAGUCAGAGAAUUACAUCCAGUACCCGCAAAACGUCACCUUGACGUUGUCUUUGGGAAAAAAAUUUGAAGUUACCUAUGUGAGCCUUCAGUUCUGUUCGCCACGGCCAGAAUCCAUGGCCAUUUAUAAGUCAAUGGACUACGGCAAGUCAUGGGUCCCUUUCCAGUUUUAUUCUACCCAUUGCAAGAAGAUGUACAACAGACCAAACAAAGCUGCGAUCACCAAGCAGAACGAACAAGAAGCUAUUUGCACCGAUUCUCACACUGACAUGCACCCGCUCACCGGCGGUCUCAUCGCUUUUAGCACGCUGGACGGCAGACCCUCCGCGCACGACUUUGACAACUCACCAGUCCUUCAGGACUGGGUGACAGCCACCGACAUCAAGGUGACCUUUAGCCGACUGCACACCUUCGGGGAUGAAAACGAGGAUGACUCGGAGCUGGCCCGAGACUCCUAUUUCUAUUCCGUCUCAGACCUGCAGGUCGGCGGGAGAUGCAAGUGCAAUGGUCACGCUUCAAGGUGUGUACAAGACCGGGACGGUAACCUGGUCUGUGAGUGCAAGCAUAACACUGCCGGCCCGGAGUGCGACAGAUGUAAACCAUUUCAUUACGACCGACCUUGGCAACGCGCAACUGCCAGAGAGGCGAACGAAUGUGUCGCCUGCCACUGCAACCUGCACGCCCGGCGCUGCCGCUUCAACAUGGAGCUGUACAAGCUGUCCGGGAGGAAGAGCGGCGGCGUCUGCCUCAACUGCCGCCACAACACGGCCGGCCGCCACUGCCACUACUGCAAGGAGGGCUACUACCGGGACAUGUCCAAACCCAUCUCCCACAGGAAGGCCUGCAAAGCCUGUGACUGCCAUCCCGUGGGCGCCGCGGGCAAAACCUGUAACCAAACCACGGGCCAAUGUCCCUGUAAAGAUGGCGUGACUGGUAUCACAUGCAACCGCUGCGCUAAAGGCUACCAGCAGAGCCGAUCUCCCAUUGCCCCCUGCAUAAAGAUUCCUGUUGCCUCCCCGACAACUGCUGUGAGCAGCACAGAGGAACCAGCAGACUGUGACUCCCACUGCAAGGCGUCCAAAGGCAAACUGAAGAUCAACAUGAAAAAGUACUGCAAGAAAGACUACGCGGUCCAAGUGCACGUCCUGAAGGGGGACAAGGCUGGGGAGUGGUGGAAGUUCACGGUGAACGUCGUCUCCGUCUACAAGCAGGGUGCCAGCCGCAUCCGGCGCGGCGACCAGCUGCUGUGGGUGCACGCCCGGGACGUGGCCUGCAGGUGCCCCAAAAUCAAGCCCGGGAAGAAGUACCUGCUGCUGGGCAAUGAGGACGACUCCCCGGAUCAGAGCGGCGUGGUGGCCGACAAGGGCAGCCUGGUGAUCCAGUGGAAGGACGCGUGGGGCCGGCGGCUGAGGAAGUUCCAGCAGAGGGAGAAGAAAGGGAAGUGCAAGAGGGCCUAG
Molecule: messenger RNA, 1815 nt
Organism: Megalops cyprinoides (Indo-Pacific tarpon)
Lineage: Eukaryota; Metazoa; Chordata; Actinopteri; Elopiformes; Megalopidae
Product: netrin-1-like
Exons: 6
Coding region: 4-1815 (603 amino acids)
Molecular function (GO): protein binding
Source: RefSeq, a predicted model, not a curated record